AGAUAAAACCCGGCAGUGUGUCGGCUUCCCCCCUGCUUGUGAGACCACCGCCGGGACGGAUCCGUGUUUUGUGUUUGGACAGUUUACGGUGGAGCGGAUGAGCGCUUCCUCCUUGGCCGGAGCGUUCACAGCGGGAGGAUGAACAACCAGAGAUGUAGCACUUUAUUCCUGAAACCAAAAGGACGGACGAGGAUUAUACAGUGCAUCUAUGUGGUGGGCUUCAUGGACUUGUUUGGGGUGAGCAUGAUCAUCCCGUUGCUGAGCCAUCACGUGAAGGCUCUUGGGGCAAGUCCCACUGUGGCUGGUAUAGUAGGAUCCACAUACGGCAUCUUGCAGCUUUUCUCAAGCACAGUGGUUGGCAGCUGGAGCGACGUGGUGGGACGGCGGUACUCUCUGCUGACCUGUCUGCUGCUCAGUGCUCUGGGUUACGGUCUCCUGGGAAUGUCCACUAGCAUAGCUUUAUUUGUCCUCGCACGGAUACCUGUGGGGCUGUUCAAGCACUCCCUGUCCAUCUGCAGAGCCCUGCUGUCUGACCUGGUGUCGGAGUCGGAGCGCCCUCUGGUGAUGGGACAUUUUAACGCAGCCUCCAGCGUGGGUUUCAUCCUGGGUCCUGUGGUUGGAGGAUACCUCACUGAGCACGAAGGAGGCUUUUAUACCUCUUCAUUUACUUGUGCAAUCAUCUUCCUCAUCAAUGCCGGGCUGGUGUCGAUGCUACCGUGGAGUGAGACGCCAGCCAUCCGUAACGGCACUAACUCCAGCAACCACCUGAGUAAAGGUUGUCCUGACAACCACUUUAGCAAGUCUGUACACAAUGGUUCUCAUGCAAAUAACCACCACCCAGAGUUGACAGCAAAGACUGAAACUGAUUCCAGAGCUCCUGGGCAGCAUCAUGGUGGUUUCAGGUGGAGGGACGUGUCUCUGUCCAAGCCUGCCUGGAGACAGCUGUCCUCAGUAGGCUCCAAGAUCCACACGGUGGCCUCCUCUGACAUGUGGGACCUCUUUCUGGUGCGUCUUCUGAUGGCCAUAGCGAUCAUGCUCUACUACAGUAACUUCUCUCUGGCCAUGGAGGAGCGUUUCUUACUUAAGCCAAAAGUGACGGGUUAUCUGAUCAGCUACAGCAGCACCUUAGGGGCCCUGGCCGGGUUCCUGGUGGGGCCAGUCACCCAGCUCUAUGGGAACAACAUGCCUGCCCUGCUGCUUCAUUCCACGGUGCUCACCUGCUCGCUUAUUUUCCUUUACGCCACUGCGCCGAGCGUGUGGCAGGUGCUGCUCACCUCCACCUUCUUUGCCAUUUCUACCACUAUUGGACGGACGUGUAUCACAGACCUGGAGCUGCAGAGGGGAGGGGUCCAGGCCAGCGGGACUCUGAUUGGAGCCGGGCAGUCAGUCACAGCUGUGGGUCGAGUCCUGGCCCCUCUACUGUCCGGUCUGGCCCAAGAGUUCAGCCCUUGCGGCCCCCCGAGUCUGGGAGUGGUGCUGGCUCUGGCAGCCGUUGGUUUAUUGCUCAUCAGAAUCCCCAAAUGGGACGGGAGAGGGAUGAACAAAGCAGCCAAACUCUGAACCUCUCGCUAGCUGAAUUUUUAAAUGUUGAAAAACCAAUGCUCUGAGAAGUGCUCUUAUUUGAAGGAGGCCAGCUGUGAGGGCGAACAGCAUACUCACAGUGGUAGAGGUGUUUAUUAACAGGAGGCCUCCACCAAAUGCAUCUGUAGAUGUGACAUCACAGGAGAACCAGCACUGCAGUCCCUCUCUCAGGGACAGUGGAAUCAGAAAUCAAAGCGGUGUUGUGGUGAGGACAGGACUGUUUAAGUUUCAUGUGCUUCCCAACAUGCUGAAGUUUGACCAGACAGAAACAUAUAUGAGCUUUGUCUUGGCACAUACUACUUGUGACCACUUGAUUGGCAACAAUGUACACUUGGUUUGUACAUAUUUUACCUCAAUCCCUGAAGGGUGUACUACGAAGCGAGACUAAUGGGUUAGCAAAAUAUGUUGAGAGUUUUCAAUGUCAGAAAGAUGGGCUUCUUUUAACCUGCUAGAUCACCGUGGUAACUGAUGCUGCAAAGCUAACCUGCUCUAGGGAAGGUUAUGUUCAGAGUUUGGGGUUUAAAGCGGCUGAUAGUCGUGCCAUCCUUUUUCCGAAUUUGUUUCCUGCUGAUUCUCAAUCAGCGAUAUUGACUCUCAGCUGAAGUAAGAAGUUGCUUCUGCAAACCUGUUGAGCUGUACGUUGGUAAUUCCACUGAAGCAAGCCGUGCAGUUAUAGUAUCACACACUGUAUGCAUUGCAUGUUGUCAUGAGGACCUACAGCAUUCAGAUGGUGAUGCAGAAAAUUCAUAAACAGGUUUUUCACAUCCGUUUUACACAGUUAAUAUUGUGUUCAAUAGAACACAGAUUAGAAAAUAGUUGGUUUUAGCAUAGAGAAUAUUCUGUCAGUAUUGUUCUGGACAAGACAUCAUCAGACCUAAAUACACUUUUUUUUAGCAUCAUGUUAAAAUGUUUGAAGUUUACAGCGCUAAUGUACAACUGUUAAGUUAGCAAUUAGCCGCUGCUUUGAGAGAGCAGAAAAUAUAUUAUUACACGAUUAACAAUGUUCUACCAGCAUUCCUCUCUUGCAUCAUUUGCAGUAACAGCACUUUUUUUUUUUUUUUACCAUAACAAAAGUUAAUAUUAUUCAUAGCUCUCUUUAGACAUGUUCCUUUUUACUGACACUGGUGUUGCACAAUCUGUACAUUUUGUGCAGAAAAGGAGGCAAAUGACGGCCUCCAACGCCCUCUUUAACAAAAGUGCACGCAGAGUCUGAUAAAGAAAAGCUUUGUCCAGCCAGCUAAUUCAUAGAAAGCCUGGCUGUGUAACAUUGCAUCAUAGUACACUCCUCAGGUGUUUCUUCCAAUAUCAGAAAUGGUUCUUAUGGUGGUAUGUAAGUGAAUGUUUGCUCUAGUUUUUGACUCUUUGGUUUUACAGUUAUAGAGAUUUUAUUUAUCUGAGGAGCUGUUUAAUGUAUACUUAAAGUAGUAAAUCUUUGUAUUGUUUAUUUUUUAACAGCCCAAACACUACUGUGAUAAGAAGGAAGAUUUGUCUUUUACAUUUGUGUAAAGACCUUACUGAAUCCUAGAAAGUACAAUUAAUGCCAAAAAAGUCACAAGGAAUAAACAACAGUUUGUAUGUUUGA
Stegastes partitus (bicolor damselfish) is the source of this 3163-nucleotide messenger RNA. It is a transcript of the gene slc67a2, whose product is annotated as major facilitator superfamily domain containing 9. Gene Ontology annotation, molecular function: transmembrane transporter activity. Gene Ontology annotation, biological process: transmembrane transport. The transcript has 6 exons. The record is from RefSeq and is a predicted model, not a curated record. Bases 139 to 1560 code for a protein of 473 amino acids. NCBI's taxonomy places the organism in Eukaryota, Metazoa, Chordata, Actinopteri, Pomacentridae.